Otolemur garnettii (small-eared galago) is the source of this 1876-nucleotide messenger RNA. It is a transcript of the gene HOXD9, whose product is annotated as homeobox D9. Bases 115 to 1152 code for a protein of 345 amino acids. Gene Ontology annotation, cellular component: nucleus. The record is from RefSeq and is a predicted model, not a curated record. Gene Ontology annotation, molecular function: RNA polymerase II cis-regulatory region sequence-specific DNA binding; DNA-binding transcription factor activity, RNA polymerase II-specific. The transcript is spliced from 2 exons. NCBI's taxonomy places the organism in Eukaryota, Metazoa, Chordata, Mammalia, Primates, Galagidae. Gene Ontology annotation, biological process: DNA-templated transcription; embryonic skeletal system morphogenesis; proximal/distal pattern formation.
CGCGACCAAUGGUGGAGGCUGCAGCCUGCGAACUAGUCGGCGGCUCGGGCGCCGGCAGGGAGCGGCUCGGCGGCGGGCAGUGCAACCUUGGGUGGGAGCGCGCGGCGCCUCAAAAUGUCUUCCAGUGGCACCCUCAGCAACUACUACGUGGACUCGCUUAUAGGCCAUGACGGCGACGAGGUGUUCGCGGCGCGCUUCGGGCCGCCAGGGCCAAGCGCACAGGGCCGGCCUGCAGGUGUGGCCGAAAGCCCGGCCGCCGCCGCCGAGUUCACCUCGUGUAGUUUUGCCCCCAAGUCGGCCGUGUUCUCCGCCUCGUGGUCCGCGGUGCCCGCCCAGCCCCCGGCGGCGGCGGCGAUGAGCGGCCUCUACCACCCGUACGUGCCCCCGCCGCCCCUGGCCGCCUCCGCCUCUGCCUCUGAGCCCGGCCGCUACGUGCGCUCCUGGAUGGAGCCACUGCCCAGCUUCCCGGGCGGCGGCGGCGGCGGCGGCGGCCCGGGCCCCGGUCCCAGCCCCGGCCCCAGCCCCGGCGGCCCAGCCAACGGGCGCCACUACGGGAUUAAGCCUGAAACCCGAGCGGUCUCGGCCCCCGCUGCCGCCACCGCUGCCUCCACCACCUCCUCCUCCACUUCCUUGUCCUCCUCCUCCAAACGGACUGAGUGCUCCGCGGCCCGUGAGUCCCAGGGGAGCAGCGGCUCCGAGUUCUCAUGCAACUCGUUCCUGCGGGACAAGGCGGCAGUGGCGGCUGGAGGAAGCGGGCCCGGGGUGGGGAUCGGGUCUGGGGCCGAAGCCGGCGCCGGGGCGGGAGGCUCGUCGGAGCCCUCGGCUUGCAGCGACCACCCGAGCCCAGGUUGCCCGCUGAAGGAGGAGGAGAAGCAGCAUCCGCAGCCGCCGCAGCAGCAACUUGACCCAAACAACCCUGCAGCGAACUGGAUCCACGCUCGCUCCACCCGGAAAAAGCGCUGUCCCUACACGAAAUACCAGACGCUAGAGCUGGAGAAGGAAUUUCUCUUCAACAUGUACCUCACCCGGGACCGGCGCUACGAGGUGGCCAGGAUUCUGAACCUCACAGAGAGACAGGUCAAAAUCUGGUUCCAGAACCGUAGGAUGAAAAUGAAAAAGAUGAGCAAGGAGAAAUGUCCCAAAGGAGACUGACCUGGCGUGGUGCGGGCGGGAGCGCCCCAAAGGCAGCGGUUUUGUCUUUUCUUUGUGGGUGCUUGAUUUCCAGAAACUCUCCAGCGACUCAGACUUUAAUUAUUAUUAUUAUUAUUAUUUUUAGGUAGAAGUGACUGUGUGGUUGGUCUCUGUGAGGUAUUUGGGGGACUCUAUUUACUGGCUUAUGUAUGGGAGAAAUCAAGCGGCUUUGGGGUUCCAUACCCUAUCCCAGUCCCUCUCUUUCCUGCUCCCUUGGUUUCUUGGGAAAUGCUGUAUUUUGUGAGUGCACGCAGGCUUGAGGAGCCCUCUCGUGUAAAUGUUCCCCAGGUUUCUGAAAAGUGCUGUAGUUUAGUCCCGCGCUGCCCAUACAGGGGCCAGGCGCACACCCCAAUCCCAAGAGUGAAGGCAGAGCGGCGCCAACACUUCGACACUUCGGACAUCUCCACUGCUAGCUCGCUCUGAAGUCUGCCCGGUUGUCCCCCCCCCCUCCUUCCGAAAGCCCCCUUUCCUCAGGGAGCCUGCAGGACCUCAGAGUGAGGCCUAGAGAGGAGCCCAGGGCCUUGGGUGGGUCGGGGAUUUGUUUUCUGUGCAUUGGACUAGCUGCUCUCUCCCCGGGAGGGCUGAGCUCCUGUGGGCGCCGCGGGUGGUGGCCCUCCCGGUUCCUGCCAGAGUACCAGUUGUAAAUGUUACCGCUUCCUACCAAUAAAUGCUGACCUGAUCAAAU